AUGAGGCUUCCGACCACCUAUAUCCUGCUGAUCUCAUGUUGGACUUUUCUAUCUGAUUUCUCAUGUGCAAGCCAUGCGGAUUUCCCUCUCCCUCCAACUCCUCCCUGUCAAAAUCCCCUCGUUUGGGAGGUAGAGGUUGUUGCUGGGGUCUCUUUGGGGAAAUGUAUUCUAGUAUCGCCUACACCCCAGCCAGUUAAGAUAUUAAAAAUUUUACAUACAGAGAGGCAGCGGCGACAACUCUCUAAUUCGAACGGACCCUCAAAAAAUGACAAAAGGUACCGAUUACCCCUUGGCAGAAAUUGGAGAAAACGACAAUUUUUGGAAGAGGAAUCCAUAACAAAACCUGCCAUAUUUACUUUCAUUCCCGAUAACGUUGGUCCUUCUCUUAUCUGGGAAGACGAGCCUACAACAACCAACGAGGAUCGUACUGAAGCGCCCGCUACGACAACAACCGCAACGUUAACAGCUCUAAGGACUACAGCCGCGACUAAGACUUCAUUUACAUCCCGUACUUCCACACUUUCUUCCACUCCUUUGGCUACUCAAACCACCGUUGGGUCGAAAAAGGCUGGAAAAGAUUCAGGCGCCAUUAUUGCGGGUUGUUCGAUUGGAGGGAUUGCUCUAAUUGCCGUAGCUUACCUCGCCUUCAUGGCGUGGAGACGUUCGCGCAGCAAGAAAAUGAGCGAUGAGUUGAAUAUGCCACCCCCGCCAUAUGACACUCCCUCGAUGAGAGGGGGUGGGAACCCUCAAACGGAAUCUAUUGUGCAUCAAUUGACACCGGAGCAGCCUCCUCCUGCCCAAUCGCCUGGUUUUAGUUGGGUUCGUGCAUCUACCCCAUCCAACGCAGCGGACAGCGCGUCAGAACAGACGCGACGUCAAAAGCAUCGUCUCUCAAGGCGUUUCUAUGCUGCUCUUGCCACAGGCGAUCCCUAUCCUGGUCACUCACCCAGCAGCUCAAUACAGCGGUCAAAUCCAUCAGAUCCUCAAAACCGCUUACCCUCGAACCUCUCAGAGCCGUUCACCAAUCUCCCAAGGGUUACAGAAGAAUCACCUUCUCAGGAACGUUUUCCCCCAGCCCCUCCUGCGUCCCAGCAGGAACCCAUAGCAACCGUAGCAACAGCAAGACCGCUCGCAACUUAUAGAUCCCGUCGCGAGUCCAGAGACAACGUCCGUCGUAGCUUAUUGGGCCCUAUUAGCAGGAACAACAACAGCAGUGACCGCGAAGAGAGAAAUGCAAACUACAAUUGGCAAUAUGUGUCAUAUCCAAACAACGCCAAUUUUGAUAGCCACUACGAUGUUUCUGACAUUGAGGACGAUGAGACGGACAGUCUCCCAUUCGGUAGACAGAGCAGUAUGCCUCUAACAAUCCAUGGGCCACAAAAUGCGCAUUCAAGUAUCCGGCCUAGUUCAGCUGUAUCGGAAGAUAUUUCCGAAAGUACCAGCUUUUCACCAUCGCGGGUGUGA
Messenger RNA from Paracoccidioides lutzii Pb01, 1464 nucleotides. RefSeq lists its product as hypothetical. The transcript has a single exon. The record is from RefSeq and is a predicted model, not a curated record. Bases 1 to 1464 code for a protein of 487 amino acids.